Pyrus x bretschneideri (Chinese white pear) is the source of this 2107-nucleotide messenger RNA. Its product is annotated as IAA-alanine resistance protein 1. Gene Ontology annotation, molecular function: zinc ion transmembrane transporter activity. Lineage: Eukaryota; Viridiplantae; Streptophyta; Magnoliopsida; Rosales; Rosaceae. The record is from RefSeq and is a predicted model, not a curated record. Gene Ontology annotation, biological process: intracellular zinc ion homeostasis; zinc ion transmembrane transport. Gene Ontology annotation, cellular component: membrane.
AGUGGAAGAGAGAGAGAGAGAGAGAGAGAGAGAGAGUGGAGUGAGAGAAAGCCGACCGCGCUGUCAGAGUCUCUCUAGGGGAUUCCGAGAACAAAAAUAAAAGAAAAAGAAAAUAAAAAAUCCGAAAAAGGAAAGAGAGAGAGAGUCGGGGAUGGAUGCGGUGACAUUCGGUAUUAUAGUCGGCAUAAUCAUCCUCUUUUUCGUUUCAGUUAUUGUUAUGACCAUCGAAGGCACUUGCAAGCGCCGUCCUUCUUCUUAAACCCUCCCUCCCGACGGACGGGCUUCAACUACUCCGCCAACCACCGACCUUAAAUUCGAUAUUUACAAUAAAACCCCCAUCUUAACCGACAAGAUUAUUAGGGUUUCUCAGAAAAUGGCGCUUUGUAAGAAAGGUUUGGUCUUGGUUGCUCUUGCUUUGGUUGUUGGGCUCUGUUCGGAUCUGAGUUUUGUUUCUGGGUUCCUUGCAUCUGCUGCUCACGAGCCUCACACUCACCACCAGGGUUGCAGUCAUGCGCACCACGACCACCAUGACCACGGCCACAGUCACGGCAGCCUCCACGGCCACGACGAGGAGGAUGAUAGAUUACUGCCGAGAUCGAAGCUUCCCGAGGAAUUGGCCGAGGAAGAGGACAUGAAGUUGUACGGAUUUGAAUUUCACGAUCACGAGCAUUUUGGUGCUCUGCAGCUCUCAGUUGCUGGUCUCUGGAUUCAGUCCUUGGGGUGCUCGCUUUUGGUGAGCAUGGCCUCCCUUAUCUGCCUGAUUAUCUUGCCAGUGAUGUUCGUACAGGGGAAACCAUCCAAGGCAGUUGUUGAUUCGUUGGCUAUAUUUGGGGCUGGAGCAAUGUUGGGGGAUGCUUUUCUUCAUCAAUUACCGCAUGCUUUUGGAGGAGGGCACUCUGACUCACAUGACCACCAUGAAGGCCAUUCCCAUUCUCAUUCGCAUGAGCAUUCACAUUCGCAUUCUUUGGAAGAUCUUUCAGUAGGAUUAUCUGUCCUGGCGGGAAUUGUAUUAUUUCUUCUGGUAGAAAAGACAGUGAGGUAUGUUGAGGAAAACUCUGGAGGAACUAAUUCAUGGAGUCAUGGUCAUCAUCACCAUCAUCAUAUGAACAGCAAGAAACUGAAGGAUGAUAAUGAUUCUCACGAUGACUUGCAUUCAGAAUCUUCCAAUGGAAAAGAUAGAUGGAAGCUGAAGACAUCUGACGGAGAAGUGGCAUCUGAUGGUUUAAACGAUUCUUUGAUCGAAAAUACUCAACAGGACUCUCAUAUUCGUAAGAGAAACACUAGGACUGGUGGGAGUGAUGAUACAGAUGUAGAUCCUGCAAAUGAUUCCACUUCUGAGGCCAAGUCCGCAAAAGGGGAAACUACUCAGUCACCCUCAAAUCUUGUGUUUGGCUAUCUCAAUCUCUUCUCGGAUGGUGUUCACAAUUUUACAGAUGGGAUGGCUUUAGGGAGUGCAUUCCUGCUUCAUGGAUCUGUUGGUGGGUGGUCUAGAACUCUAUUCUUGCUUGCGCAUGAGAUUCCCCAAGAGGUCGGUGAUUUUGGUAUUCUCGUAAGGUCUGGUUUCAGCGUAUCUAAAGCUCUGCUCUUCAACUUUCUCUCAGCACUUGUGGCACUACUUGGAACCGCAAUGGCUCUGAUUUUGGGACAGAAUGCAGGACAGUCAUCUUUGAUUGAGGGCUUUACAGCUGGUGGAUUUAUAUACAUUGCUGUUGCUGGAGUGCUUGCUGAAAUGAACAGCAACGGCGGCUCAUCGUUGAAAAGCACGGCUGUACAAUUAACUGCAUUGAUACUUGGCAUGGGAGUUGCACUAUGUAUAUCACUUUUUGAAUGAAAUUUUGUUCAGAAACCGGAGCGCGACUAUCCAAAUGUACUUCACAGGUAUCAGUGUUUUGCAGGCUGCUAAUUGUGAAAUGAAUGUGGAAAAGGGACGGGAAGAUGUAGAAAAGAUGAACGUGGUUAACCUUGCCGCGAUAUUGUACUGGGAACUCUCCGUGGGAGACGGUGAACUUGCUUUUUUUCCUCUCCGGUUUUUUCAUAUCUGUUUCUUUUCAGAUACUACUAUAUCAAGGACCUGAUUUUUAUAAUGAAAUUGAUCAUAUUCUAUGCC